CGUCGGGCGGAAGUGACGGUCGUAACGCGCAUUUACGAAACGGUUGUGUUCCGUAUCGCCGCGUCGCAACCGCCGAACACGUGAUCGGGGGUCAAGUUAGGGCGGAGAAGGUCAAAGUUUGCGAUUUGCAGCAGCGUUUUACAGCAGGAUGCCGCUGUGCACGUUCCACACCAAUCUGCCGAAGGAGAGGAUUCCCCACGAUCUCCACAAGCAAAUUUCCGAUCUGAUCAGCAAGAUCCUGGACAAACCCGAAGCGAAAGUGACCGUGAUAGUCCACCCGGACACUCAGAUGUGUAGAGGAGGAAGUGACGAUCCUACCUGCAUGUUGGAAAUUUGGUCCAUCGGAGUGUUUUCCGCGGAAAAGAAUCCCAAAUACUCCGGACCCAUCUACCAGUUCAUCAAGGAAAAAUUAGAGAUAGCCGAAGACAAAAUAGUGAUCGUGUAUCACGAUCUAAAGGCCGAGGAGCUAGCAAAACCCAACUAGUGCCAACUCUCUGCGGGACGAAUGCAGAUUUUUACUCUUUACAGAGUUAUAAAUAAUAUAAGAAAAUUUCCAUUUGUACAAAUUGUUAGAUUGUUUAAAAAUGCAUUAUUCUAUAUAAAAUGUUGAUUUUAAAAAGUAUCUAUGUACAAUUAAAAUAAUAUUUAUGAA
Molecule: messenger RNA, 652 nt
Organism: Centruroides sculpturatus (bark scorpion)
Lineage: Eukaryota; Metazoa; Arthropoda; Arachnida; Scorpiones; Buthidae
Product: D-dopachrome decarboxylase-like
Exons: 3
Coding region: 149-484 (111 amino acids)
Molecular function (GO): phenylpyruvate tautomerase activity
Source: RefSeq, a predicted model, not a curated record